CACUGCUGUCAUGCACGUACACCUACUUAAAUACACCUAGACAAGUGAGGGAGCCCCACACAUUUUGGAUUAUUGCAGAGAUUCUUUCAAUUUCACUGUUUAGGUUCAUUUGUUUUGCAAGAAUAAAAAUAAAACGAUUUAAGAAGCACUAACCGGGAGAUGCAGAAUGGCUUUCUGUGGACUCACAUUUUUUCUUCUGACUUUAUUUUACCUUGUUACUGUCUACAGCAGGCCGACAGGCGUCCACCUGCGUAACAUGGAAGGCUUUAUUCAAGCCGUGCAGCAGGUUGAACACUCCAACCCUGGUCUGCCCCCGCUGGCUCUGGUCAGGGCCUUGCGGAGGACUGCAGGCCAUGAUGACGUGAUGACCGUCCAUUUCUUGGGCGCUUCCAAUAAUCUUAGCGAUGCUGACCUCCUGGAGACGGCCAUUCUCAACACCUCAUCCUUCAGCUUUUUUGAUAAGGCCAUCCACCACAUUGUGACGGACCAUGGAGAAGAACGAGGGGUGGUUCUCACAAGAGAUGGAACUACGGUGGCGCUUGUACCCUUAUUACUAGGAAUUGAAUCAGGACUGAAAGCCAAGAUGGAAGAGGUGGCAGCAGCUGGGAUCUUCCCUCUCACCUUAGGCAGGACACUGGGCUUAUCAUUUCUCAGCCUCCAGGACUUCCCACCAUCUCACCGUUUGGGGCCUGACGGGUGCUGGGACAACGUGGAGCACCCCAGGGUGUUCAAACUGUCUCAGCCUGCCACUCUAGCCACCGAUGCCAUGAUCAAUGGGGGCAUGGAUGGCCUUAUACUGGGCACAGACCUCAGCAAUUUAACUGCAUCUGAACAGCCACAGGCCCUCAGUGAGAUUCUGAGAGGAUACUACAAUUUUACUCUGAGUGAGGGGCAGGGCAUGGAUGCUGUGAGCAGUCAGAUUAGCCCAAGGAGGAGGGAGCUCUCUAGAUCCAUCCUAGAGUCUGUUGAUCUUCACAGCCAGGUGAUGGAGACACUAGCAUUGGUCUGGAAACUGGAGAAGACAGAAUGGAUUUCUAUGGACACUGGGGUGGGAAAGGCGGUGAAAGAUGGAUUGGAGACAUUUGUCAAGAAGUACUGGGACUGCCCUCAAAUCAUCCCUCGCUGUCAGUGGGGGGCAAAGCCCCACCGAGGUACACCUAUCCCGCUCUCUCUUCCCCUCCAGUAUCUGUACAUUCAUCAUACUUAUGAGCCAUCAUCACCCUGCUUAUCCUUCCCAAGCUGUUCUCGUGACAUGAGGUCCAUGCAGCGUUUCCACCAGGAGGACCGUGGGUGGGCUGACAUCGGAUACAGCUUUGUGGUCGGGUCUGACGGCUACGUUUAUGAGGGUAGGGGUUGGCAUCAUCUCGGCACUCACACCAGGGGACACAAUGCCAUUGGGUAUGGCGUGUCAAUCAUCGGUAACUACACUGCCACCCUGCCAUCUCGCUAUGCCAUGGACCUGCUACGUCAUCGACUUGUCCAAUGUGCUUUACACGGAGGAGGACUGGUUUCCAAUUUCAUCAUCCAUGGCCACAGACAGGUGGUGAACUACACCGCCUGCCCUGGAGACGCCUUCUUUUCAGAAAUAAGAACCUGGGAGCAUUUCAGCGAAUAAGAAGACAUCCACAGGCAGCAUUCUGUCAUCAAAGGUUCAUCACUACUUUUGGAAAUGUCUUAUACUCUGGAUCAUUCUAUCUUAUUAAUGUAGAGGUCACAUUUAAAAUUUGCAUAGUACAGUGCAGAAAGAAAUGAAUUCUGCUUAGAUCCAGCAUACAAAGUGGUACCAUGAUGUACUACACCUAUUAAUCAGCUGGUCAGUAUGUUUAUCCACCCAAUUAUCAAAUGAAUGUUAUUUAUCAGUCCUCUGGGUGAUAUAUGGGUGGAUAAACAGUCUUAAUUAUCAGGACUCAUGGUGUGGCCAGUACGUGUCCUACUGUUCCUACUCGCAGGCUCAGAUGGGAGGUUUCAACAGGCAAAUAACAUUCAAAACUGAUGGCUUGCAUUUGUUUUCAGGCCGAGCUUCACAUUACGAUCCAUUCCAAAUAAUGCUAAAUACAAAUGUUGCUUUGUACGCAAUGCUUCGUAUUAACUACUCAAGUACUGCUUGCCGAUACCUUAAAACUAGAGAAAAAUAUAUGCUAUUCAUUUGUAAAUGUAGUUACAAAUAAAAAUUAGUGUACUCAAAAGCAACAGUUCAAGAGAAUAAGAUUUAUUUUUCUUUCAGGAAAAACCAAUAAGGAACAAACACUCGUUACUGAGGAUGAUGAUAAAAUACACCUUUGCUACAUAUUAGUGCUAUGAGUACAUGUCUGAUCAUCUUAUUGUUCAUUGUCUGAAAGCUAAAAAAAAAAUGUCUUCACAAAACAAAAUUUUCCAUUCUGUUUGAAUUUUGCAGGAAGCGGACACACUAAAGAGAGACGAACAAAGAGACGGUCUAAUAGUGUUUAAUGUGACUGCGUAUUAUGUCAGUUUGUUCUAUUGUAACAACAAUUGUUGUUGUAACGCAGAUACUGAGGCAGUCGCGCCAGAAUGUAAUACAAAAGAGGAUGGUUCUUGAAUACAAGGAGGGAGCAAGCCAGUCAGAAACCCAAGGCACAGAGAUGGUGGGAGGUCUGAUCCGAAACAGUUCAUUUCCAGGCCAGGAAGCAGAAAAUAAUAAUAAUAAAAAUUAUAAUAAUAAUAAUAAUAAUUAUAAUAAUUAUAACAACAAUAACAACACCUCUUAAAAAUGUAUGUAAUAAAAUAUUGUCAGUAUACCAAAAUCCCCAUGGAGACUAAAAACAAUUCUAAAACCCGUAAAAAUAAAAUUUUCUACAUUCAUAAGAAUCCCCUGAUGCAAUUAUGCCACACGUUCAUUAUGGGUCCACCAGCAGGCCAGGAAUUUCUUCUCCAGAGCGGAGUCCAUGCCAGCCGAGGAACCUCUCAUCCUCCUCUUGUCCCUUCACUGGGCCCAUCACAUCCCAUCCCAGCUCGCGUUCUGCACCCGAAUCAGUCAUGCGAUGCCACCACGGCUCCCCUCGUGUCAGUGCCCUGUAAAUAAAUAGGGGUCAGAACAAUGGUCCCGGAAGCUGCCCUGACUUAUAUGCAUGGCGACCCUCACCCAACACGACUGCACCCAAUGAACGACAGUGUAGACACUACUCACAAAUGCAGGUAGAGGUACACCUCUGCCCUGCUGCCAAAAACACGUGUUGUCUCCUACUGUUGCCGUUCCUUGCUGUCAGGACUGGGUCGCCACGUCACACUGAUUAGGCGUCGCACCCCCACGAUCAGGCAGCGGGUCCCUCUUUUCACGUGGCCUUCGCACAUUCCUCCUCAUUUCGGGGGCCUCUCUCCUCAUAGUGCUCCACUAGCCUGCUUUUAAUUGGUCUUUAAACAGCUGAUAGGCCACCUCUGGACACACCCAUGCCUCAGCAGGUGAUCCCUAUCAACUAAUAUAUCCCAUGCUCUGCCACGCCACGGUGGAUUAAAACCACGUCAAAUAAAACACUAAAAACCAUGCGAUAGAAACAGAAUAAAACCAUGCAAGUAAAAAUUACACUCAUAAAUAAACACUAAAAAUCAGAAUAAAAUCAAUAUAGAAGAUAAAUACAAAUUUCCACUGUGUGACACUAUUACAGCUGUAAUGGUCAGGAUGUGCUGUGUGGCAGGACCCAAGUGCAGGACCCAAAAGAAGGAAGAUUACCCGAAAGUGCAGCUUAGUUUUCUGUGGGAAACACAGAAAACAAAAGACGAAGUAUAGUGACUAGAACUGACAAACCAGGGACUCGGGGAACUGGAAAACAAGAAACCAAAAAACUAGGUGCUACAGAGACUGGGAAGACAGGCAAAAUGAGGCUACAACACGACACAGAGCAAGGAAAACACAGGGCUUAAAUACACACUGGAGUACUCAGAGACUGGGGGACAGGAGGGUAACACAGCUGGGAGAAAUCAGACUUAACGAGACAAGGGAAGCAAAACCAGAAACACUGACAUGAGACAUGGACUUUUAAAGUAAAACAGGAAGCACACGACAGGCACAGAGACAAACUGGGAGCUUAAAAUACAAAAAACCAAAACACUGGUAGUAAUAAACCAAGAUGAAACCAAAGAUUGAUCAUAAUAAUAAUAAUGAAACAAACCAAAACACUGAGUCACUGACCCAGGACAGUGACAGUAACACUCGUGGGUGUCUCUUUUUCUUUUUUGAUUCAGAAUGACUAGUUUAUGGCCCAAAACUGUAGAUUUGUGAUGCAUGUUUAACAUUUUUAAUGAAUGCUAUUCCAUUAAGAGGUCAUAGACCUCAGUCAAAAUGUCAUUGGUAAAUUAAUUUCUGUAUUUAUUGAAAUUACGUUAAUGAAAUCGAUGUCUAUUGUGUGUUUCUUUGAAAAAAAAAGAAAGAAAAGAAAACACAGGUGUAAAAAUCUAUGCAACUUGAUUUCAACAGGUCACUCACUUUUGCUGGGACCAACAGAAUCCCAUGAGCAUGUUUUCUCAUGCUUCUGCACUUUAAACUGACCCAUUUCUCCUCAUGCUGACAAUAAAUAACCUGAUCUGACAGAUUGUUUACUGUGCAAAGUCCAUCAUAUGAACGCUGCAAAAAGCUUUCCAGAGGAAAACACUAAAGUAGCUAUGGCUUCACAGUGCAGCUGUUGAGACAGUGAACCCAGAGAGACAUCAGCACCAACAGCUCGCCAGUCUGUGUGACAGGAGAAAGCUUUUGAUAAAGAUUAUGCAACAAAACAGUCUCAUCAGCCACACCUGGGCCUGAUUACUGCAAGACCUGUUCAAUGAAAAAAUCAUGGAAAUAGAAGCUGUCUGACUAUGUAAAGUAGGUGAAAGGAUCGGAAAGAGCAACACAUCAUGCCACAAUCUAGAGAAACUCAAACCAGAUGAGAAACAAAGUUGUAACCAGUCUGGAAAGAGUUACAAAGUUAUUUCUAGGUCAUCGGGACUCCAGCAAACCACAGUGAGAGCUAUUAUCCACAAAUGGAAAAACCUUACAGCAGAGAUGAAUCAUUAGUUAUUAUUAAGCUCUGCCUGUCUUCAACAGCAUGCCUUUUGUCCCGUCUUCCUCUCCUCACCCCCAGCCAGUCGUGGCAGACGUCUGCCCCUCCCUGAAGCUGGUUCUGCUGGAGGUUUCUUCCUAUUAAAAGGGAGUUUCUACUUCCUACGGUUGCCAAGUGUUUGUUUAAAGGGGGCCAUUUCAUUGUUGGGAUCUUGGAGUGACUGUUUUUGUGAUUUGGUGCUAUAUAAAUAAAAUAUAAAAUUUAA
This is a messenger RNA of Haplochromis burtoni (Burton's mouthbrooder), 5256 nucleotides long. RefSeq names its product N-acetylmuramoyl-L-alanine amidase. The record is from RefSeq and is a predicted model, not a curated record. The transcript is spliced from 4 exons. Gene Ontology annotation, biological process: peptidoglycan catabolic process; defense response to Gram-positive bacterium; detection of bacterium. Lineage: Eukaryota; Metazoa; Chordata; Actinopteri; Cichliformes; Cichlidae. The coding region runs from base 167 to 1615 and encodes 482 amino acids. Gene Ontology annotation, molecular function: zinc ion binding; peptidoglycan immune receptor activity; peptidoglycan binding.